Molecule: messenger RNA, 6037 nt
Organism: Malurus melanocephalus (red-backed fairy wren)
Lineage: Eukaryota; Metazoa; Chordata; Aves; Passeriformes; Maluridae
Gene: ILDR1
Product: immunoglobulin like domain containing receptor 1
Exons: 8
Coding region: 22-1623 (533 amino acids)
Cellular component (GO): plasma membrane
Molecular function (GO): high-density lipoprotein particle receptor activity
Source: RefSeq, a predicted model, not a curated record
GGAGGAGGAGGAGAGUGCGCCAUGGUCCCGCGCGGGCUCUGCCGGUGGGCGCUGCUGCUGGCCUGGCUGCCGGCCGGUUGCCUCUCCCUCCUGGUGACAGUGCAGGAUGUUGAGCGUUACACCACCUUAUUUGCCACUGUCAUCCUCAAGUGUGACUACAGCACCUCAGCGCAGCUGCAGGACGUGGUGGUGACCUGGCGCUACAAAUCCUUCUGCAAGGACCCCAUUUUUGACUACUACUCAGUCUCAUACCAGGCUGGUUUAGCCCUUGGCCAGGACCCCUCUGACGACUGCAAUGACAGCCAGCGGAAGGUGCGCAUUGUCAUCCAGAAAUUCGGGCAGAAGGACCCCGUGCUGGGCGUUGACUACCAGCAGCGAAAGAUCACCAUUCAGAACCGAGCAGACCUUGUCAUCAGUGAGGUCAUGUGGUGGGACCAUGGCAUGUACUACUGCACUGUGGAAGCACCAGGAGAUACCUCAGGUGACGCUGACAAAGAAGUUAAGCUGAUUGUUCUCCACUGGCUCACAGUACUCCUCAUCAUUCUUGGUGGCCUCCUCCUCCUUCUGCUGAUUGGGAUAUGCUGGUGCCAGUGCUGCCCCCAGUACUGCUGCUGCAACAUCCAGUGUGGCUGCUGUCCAAACCGGUGCUGCUGUAAUCAGGAAGUACUGGAACGGCACCGCUUCAUGAAGCGGGCUCAGGCACUUGCACCAUGGAUAUCACCCAACGUGUUCUAUGGAGCUGGUGACAGGAACUCAAAACUUUCCUCUUACCAGCUGAACCCUCUACUGCAACAAGAUGUAUCUCUGCAGAACAGUCUUCCACUGAUGCAGCCACAAGCUCAGUUUUCUCGUAACAAUGGUGUUUUGGAUUAUCUGGAGUCUGAAAUCCAAAACCUGAACACGUCCCAGCUGCGGCCACCCUCCCACCAGCGRCAGGCAGUGCAGCCCAGCUUGCUGUCCUCGCUGGGCUCCGACAUUGUGCCACCUCCUCUCGCCGACCACAUCUCCUCCAUCCACGGGAGCAGCAACUCCUCACGGCCACAAAGAGCUGCCCGCACCCCCAGACCCUGGGACUCUGCAGCAGAGGACAGAAGGGAAAACCGGAGGUGGCCAKUGCCUUCCAGUGGGGAUUCUCAUUCCAGCUAUAGCCAGGAGGCCUGGGACAGGCAGCGAGAGGAUCAUCCUCAGAGGCAGAGGACAGGUGGCUACAAUGGCAGGCCCCAGCACGGCAGACGGGAUGUGUCACCCCCGCGCCAGGCGGAGAGGGGCAAGAGCAGCAGCAGUUUCUAUCCAGAGGAGGCCAAGGAGCGCUCCGGUCACCAUCGUGGUGGGCGGCGAGAAUACGAGCACCAYGCCGGGAGAAGCGAUUACUCCGGCCAGCGGCGGCACAGCUACUCCCCCCCUUCUCGCAGGGCCUCGUGGAGCUCCUCGGAAGAGCAGGUCCGUGUGCCGGUGUCAAACCGCAGGMGGAGGAACCGCAGGUCCCGGGAAUGGCCGGAAGAUAAACCCCCCAGUUACCGCUCCCUGGAAAUCAUCCCAGCUCAGGACAAGAAGCACAAAGGCGGCGCAGGGACCCGCUCGGACAAAGGAAGUUCCUACAGUGGAAAAAGCAUAGUCAUUUAAUGUCAGUACUGGAAGGACUGAGAUUCCCACUGGACUACUCUAGUUUUUCUACUAUUUAGGUUAGGAUGGUUGCUUUUGAUUGAACAGACAAACAGCAUAAAAYAGAUGAAGCAGCUUCCCCUUAAACUAACAACUCUGAAGAAUACAUGUCUGGUGCCAUGAAAGCCAUACAUAACCUAUUUUUAUUGCUGUGAUUUGGAAACUUAGGUUGGGCUAAGUUCUAACGGGCUGAGGUUCGUUGAAAACAUUCUACUGGAAACAGCAGAUUUUUUCAGUAAAUAGUGUAUUCCCAGACUUCAAAGAGACAUACCAGUUCUCCUUACUAAGUGCCCUGGCACUGCAAGGAGCCYAGUCUGUAGAAUGCUGUUCCUUUGCACACCAGUUACCAGAGAAAGGUUCCAAUGUUCACAGAGUUGUAAAGUUACAAKACAGUAGAAUAAUUUUGAUUGGAAGAGGCCUCUGRAGGUCAUCUGAUCCAGCCCCCUGGGAGCCUUGUGGGGGGAGGCAUAACAUCUCUCUAAGGCCUUUUGUUGUGCUUCACAAUGUGUAAUGUUUGUUGCUUCUGCYUGGCUGCUCAGCAUAGUUGGGGCAGUUCCUUUUGUCCCCACUAAGCCUUUCCUGAGCAGGAGGAUCACCGUGUUGGAAGAACGUUCACUGCCUUAAUAAGGUCUCUCCAGAAUGUCUGCAAGUUGCCAGUUUGUCUGGUCUUUACUGAGUGUAGCAACAUGCUGUACUUUGAGCUGAGACCUUAGUGCCUUAAAAGAUACUUGUUCUAGCCUUUCAUCCAGACUUGAAUUUAUUUGUAAAACUUAAAGGGCUAAAUUUAUCAAAGUUUGUCCUUCCCUACAGGGACUGAACAAAGUAUGAUAACUGUUGUUUACACCAUGGACCAAAAUUUCCUUCAACACUAGGAAGCAUGGUUUUGGUGAAUAUAUCUUUGCUAAGCCACAUACUCUUUUCCACACCUCUUAUAUUCUCCCAUUCCACUCCAUGCCAUGUAUCAUAUACAUGGGGUGGGAUAAAGGGCUCUGAAGAAGUCUUACAGUGACCUGUUUUACUUCUGUCCUUGGUCUUUAUCCUGACACUUAUACCARCCCUGCACGUGUGGUGAAUCUGAUCUAGAGCUGGAUUGUAGGGUUUCCUCAGUUCUCACCCUAUAACUAGAACACACAAUUUCUCUAUGCUUUGAGAUCAGUUGUGAAGAAUUUGCUAUUUCUCCUUGAUGUGAUUAAUCCACUGCUUUAAUUUAAAAUGUGGUGGAGCAAGAGAAGCUUUCUGAAUGUUGGCUGCUUCCACAGGAAACUGUCUUGCCAGAGGUGCUUCUUGGAUUUAAGAGACUCCAAGCAAGAAGCUUUUGGAGAAUCUUGUGCAUUAUUUUGUUACUCAGAGGCACUGGAGAUUGACCAGUACCAAUGACUGUCUUGCCUAGCUUACUUCCCAGCCAGUGCCACAUGGGRCACUUGCUACUGUUCUUUAAUGUCCUAAUUACUGAUGUGCUUGUGCUUUUCCUUGGAAGACUUGGAGAGACUUUUACUUUGUCCAUGUCCUUUUUUUUCUUUUCUUUGGACAAUGGUGAGAAACAUCACACUUCAAAAGAACGAUCCUAGAUGGAUAUCUGAUGCAGUUGCUGGUCAACGCAGGGCUACUACAGAGUGCUCAUCUUUCUACWGUUUCUUGGAUGGAAGUGCUUACUCCUAMUUCCUGCCURUGGAGAUAAAGCMRGAACACCAAUGGGCUUUUCUGGUUGACUUUGCUUCAGAACCAGAGGCCUAUGUUKUGAAGACAGAGUCCCUUUGCCCACAUUUGGUGGCUAUUACAAAAAUAAUUUUUAAAAAAGAGCUAAAAGACUAACUCCAAAGCUUGAAUUCAAGAAAGUAGGGCUGUAUUAAGUGUGGUGCUUGUCUGCAUUAGRUCCACACUGACCAGUGUGAAUUGACCCAUGAGUCACAUUUCAAAUACAGGGAAUUAACUAUUUGCAGAAUUUGCAAAGCCAGUAUCACUCUUGAAUCUUUUUAUCAGCCACUGUCUGUGGAUCUUUUUCUUUUUGUAUUUUAUAACGUGCUGAGAAUUUUAUUAACCACUUUUUUGUAUGAUAGACUAGCAUUUUUGUUAGUUAAAAGGAAUUUAUGAUAACUGCAAUGACAGAAAAUAUAUUGGGCUGCUUCCUCCUAAACUKAGCAACAAGUUUUGACAUUAGCUUUACCCUGUGCUGACUUUUAGCAGAUACGCAAGGCCCUGCAAAUUCUACCCUUGGAAGCUGAAYGGGGAACUUGGAAUUUGACUCCCUYCUUGUGCUUUUAUGCAUCAUGCARGACAACUUCCUGUCRUAGCCCAAAUGUCCAGAUUUCAGGAAAGGGCUGCCCCUUUCUCCAUCGAAGAGUAGGGGCUGUUUGAGGCAUACAGUGAGAUCCCAAGAUACUUGCAUGGAAGGAUUUCACUUUUCUUCACAUUUAAGUAUGAACAAGCCAACACAUAUCCAGCAAGUUUUCCUAAGAGCAAGAAGCCACUGGCACGGCAAGAAAACUGAGAUGACUCUGUCACAGGAGCAGCUGUUGGAACUGCUGGAGUAUGAACACAYUAACUGCAGAGGUGGUGCCUUUUUAUCUGCAUCCUGUGAAGGAGCCCUCCAUCUUUAUUUGUUCCUCUAGUCCCCAUAACUGAGCAGCUAGGGUGACUAAUUGUAGAUUUGUGAACACAAUUAGUGCUGUGUGAAGUCUGAAGAGUAUUAUCUUUAUCAUACUUGAUUUCCUCUUCAGUCACUUUGUUCAUGUUUAUAGAAACAUUAAACAAAACUCUUCAGGGAAAAUUGAUUGUAUUUCCAUGUUAAUUCUGAACUUCUYACAUUGUGACAGAAGCAGAUAGGAUGAUCCAGCAGGGAAGCAGAAAUGAUACCAGGCUCGCUGGUCCGCAGACCACUGCUGUUCAUAAAGCAUCAGUUGGUGGGGGGAAGUAACGACAAAGGAAAUCUAUCUAUGUGUGCUUUGCAACUGCAAGCAGACAGAAAAGUGGGAAGGAAACAAGCUCUGUUUUAGAUGCUUAUUUCUGUUUUUAAUUUGCUAUAAAUGAAACCCAUUGUGACAGCAUUGCACAAUACAAUGGACCCUUUUCCAGAAAGAUCACAGGGUCUUUGACUUUUUAAGAGAGAGAACUGAGCAGCUCCAGUACAGCACACUGAAAGAAAUAACAGUAGGAAAUAUCCUAGCCUCAUUCUUUCUACAUUGCCAUUUAUUCAUGCUUAAUUUUUUAGCCAUUCCAAAGAGCUGAUGUUYAUGUGUCAACCCAUUCAUGAUGGAAAAAGUUGAAUAUUUCACAUAUGGGAGUUGUUGCUGUUCUAGGCUUUUGUUCUUCUGUUCAUGCCCUUAAAGGAAUAUACCUUGCCCCCAAAGAACAAAUCUUCUGUCUCAGAUAAAGACAAAGCAGUGGAGUUACCCUCAUUUAAAAUAAUGUAAUGAGUAAGUGACCAUGCCAUGUAGGGCCAUAUAAGGUCACCUGUGCUACAGUCAGCUGCUUGCUACCUCAGCCCAGCAAUGCAUAAAGGAGAUAAAAAUCAUGCAGUUUUCUUUGAUUAAGAAAGUACUUGCAAUAUCUGGCUUUCUUGCUUGUUUGCAGAGCGCCCUGCCAUUCCGGAAUGCCAUUCCAGGAAUGGGGGACAAGGGCUGCUUCUGUGCAAUCAUUGAUCUGGCCUUGGCAUGUGCCUGUUUGGCACUAGAAAGUGCUGAAAUGCCCAGUUGCUAUCUCUGGGAUUGUAUUCAUGAUAGCACUGCCUGAAGUUAGGCUGACUUCAGGGGAAGUUGCCUUGUGUGAGAACAGCCACAGUGCAAAGCUCUUGAGCAGUAUGAAUUACCACCCAGGGCAGCUAAGUCCMUUCUGUUACUACCUCCUGCAGCACAUCAAUUUAAAACACCCACUUAGAGCCUUCCAUUUGUUGGCCUGACAUAAGAAAGACAAGACACUCGAGGUUAUCUUAAAUUAACCCCCACAAGUAAUGACUGCUCAUUCCCGUUUCUGCUGAGUUCAAUGCCUAUGAUGUGCCUUGUGCUGGUCUUCUGAAUGUUAUUCCAGYUGUAAAAGAGGAUAAUAAAUGUGUAGAUUCUUUUUAAUGACUGUCAAAUGUAUAAUUGAAAUAUAAGAGAACUUUCAACCAGCUGCUCUUGUGUGUUCUUCCUAGACCAUAAAUUGCUUUUUAGCAUUUGCACCAGAAGUGGAACUGCAAAGUAUCUGUUCUUACUUCUCAAAUUAACCUUUUCACAUGUCAGAAAGAAUCUUCUGUUGUUACUUUUUGGACAAAAAUGCAGAAUGGUUUGCUUAUAUGUGGGAUUUUUUUUCUUAUUUUGGGAGAGUUUUUUGCUUUGUUUUUAUGGGRAAAAAAAGAGCAUUUGAAUAAAUAUCUAGAGAGUGGAGAAAUGUCUGGAAA